ACUCCCUCAGUACGUCUCUCUCUACCGGGUAAGGGUGUGAUCUUUGAUUCUGUUGCUGUCUCUGCCAUUUUUGCGACCCGCUGUAAUCAUGUCCGAUUUCCGACACUUCUCCAAAUGGGACGCCGUUGAAAUCAUCCAUGAUUCUUCCAUCUACUUCCCCGCCACUGUCAUCCGCUCGCCGGCCAAGACCAGAACCCACCUCUACGUCGAGUACCAAACCCUAGCCGCCUGCAAGAACCGGCCCGACCGGCUCAAGGAGUUCGUCGAAGUCGGAAGCGUGAGGCCUGCGCCGCGUCCGGAACCUAACAGGACCUUCGUUCUCAGCGACGCCGUCGACGCUUAUCGCGAAUAUGGCUGGCGGAGAGGCACCGUUGUGGGUAUCUUAGUGAACGCCAAGUACUUGGUGUUGUUCGAGGGUUCGGAGCAGCAGGUUCAAUUCGACCACAGCGAUUUGCGGCUUCAUCGAGAAUGGAACAGUGGGGUUUGGAACCCGCCGUUCGAAGAACCGAGGUCCGAGUUGGUGUUGAAGCCAGGAGAGUCAAACUUGAAAUUCAAGAUCAAGUGUGCUAAAAAAAAUGUAGAACCAAUGUUCAAGAAGGGGACAGUGGUGGAGGUCAAAAGUAUUGAAGAUGGUUACCAUGGUUCUUGGUACGCUGCAGUCAUUGUUGACUCAAUAGGGAAGAACCAGUUCUUGGUUCAGUACCAGACACUGAUGACAGAGGAUGAAACUGAAUUCCUUAAAGAGAAGGCAGAUGCUUUGGAUAUUAGACCAUUCCCUCCCAUUAUGCAAAGGACUGACCGUUUCAAACUUUCUGAGAAAGUUGAUGCUUGGUAUAACGAUGGUUGGUGGGUCGGUCUCAUUUCCGAAGUUCUUGACGGUGCAAAGUAUGCAGUCUACUUCUGGAGCACAAAUGAGGAAUUAGAAUUUGAACAUUUUAAUCUGAGGCCUCAUCAAGAUUGGAUGCAUGGAAAAUGGUUUGCUGACUUCAUGUCGAAGUCAUCUGAGUCGCCUCCGAAACCCAUGCCAGGAAGGUUCAAGGGGCAAAAUGGUUUAAAAAUAGCAGAGAAAAAUUACUUUUCUGUGGGAAUGAAGGUUGAAGUUAGAAGUGAGGAAAAAGGUUUCAUAGGCUCCUGGUACCCGGCAGUCAUCGCCGGGCCUAAAAAUUUUAGUAAAUAUAUGGUGCAGUACAAGACACUGAAAAACGAAGAUAGGAUGGAACCACUUAAAGAAGAGGCUGAUGCUGCAUGCAUCAGGCCUUGCCCUCCUCUAAUUCAACGGAGUCUUCGCUUUGAACCACUUGACAAAGUUGAUGCCUGGUAUAAGGAUGCAUGGUGGGUUGGUGGAGUCUGCAAAGUUUAUGACGGCUCAAACUAUAUAGUCUAUCUCAGGGGCACUAACCAGGUGUUGGAGUUUGAACAUUCUGACUUGAGGCCUCAUCAAGAUUGGAUUGAUCGAAAUUGGGUUACUCUUUGAAAGGGUGGGAACUCGUAAUUGUUGGUAUAAAGUAUAUGAAUGGUUGCUUUUAUGGCAGCUGGCAACCAUUUUGUGGAGAUUUCAAUGAAGGGUGGGAAGUCAUAAUUGUUGAUAUAAAGUACAUGAGCUUGCAACCAUUUUGUUGAGAUUGCAGUCGUCAAACAUGGAUGAUGAAUCGCUGGCAACUUUCUGAUCCAUAUAUAAAUAUAUAUGAACUGGGUACAUGAAGUUUUUGACCCUGGCUUAAACAUCUGUUAAGAAGCCUCUCUAUAAUGAUCUGCUGGAACUCCGAAGACUCUUGUAAUGAAGAAGAUGCAUUUAUCUGGUUUUGUAUAGCUGAGCAACAGUAAUCUAUGUUAGGUACUCCUGGUUUAAGCUUGCUUGUA
Messenger RNA from Diospyros lotus (date-plum), 1860 nucleotides. RefSeq names its product protein AGENET DOMAIN (AGD)-CONTAINING P1. The record is from RefSeq and is a predicted model, not a curated record. Lineage: Eukaryota; Viridiplantae; Streptophyta; Magnoliopsida; Ericales; Ebenaceae. The coding region runs from base 89 to 1474 and encodes 461 amino acids. The transcript is spliced from 4 exons.